GCUAAGCCCUUCGCUUUCCGCCGGAGCCUCGCCGGUCCCUCCGUGGCCUCCAGGAGGCUCUCGAGCGAGGCUUUGCCGCCUGAGGCGGCACAGCCUCCCAUCGACUUGCGCCGAAGCCCACAUCGCUCCGAUCCUCCCGCGCCUUCUCGGUCACACUCCCCGCCACGGAAGCUGACAAGGAGGUUCUGGAAGCCUGAAAUCCUCAACCAGGCCAAGGUUUCCCAGAAGGUGGAGGUCUUUGACAUCCCGGGAUGGCCCACGGAGGCACCGGUGCUGGACAGCGCUCCAGAACAGGCACCUGCAACAGCUGCCAACGGCAUCGCACUCGGGCAGGCCUCCUCUUCAAUACCGGCAUUGCAGUGUGCCACAAGCGCAGCAGCUGCUACCGAGGUGGUGGACCAUGACGCGCGAGAAGGCACCGAUAUCGAUGAGGACGAUCAAGUCGUGGAAGUCGGCGAGGAGCUAAACCUCGAGGGGCUGGUCACGCUGCUGCUGAAGGGACGCCGGGACGCUGGCGUUUGGGAGGAGGCCCUCAGCUCGUUCUUUGCGUGUCCACUCCGGGCCCUUCUGGAUGCAGAGCUUGCAGAG
Messenger RNA from Symbiodinium necroappetens, 588 nucleotides. The record is from the annotation of a GenBank genome assembly. Lineage: Eukaryota; Dinophyceae; Suessiales; Symbiodiniaceae.